CAUCUUCCCUCUCCUCUCCAACUACACACACCAACACCACUCUCUCUCUCUCUAAAGAUGUCUCAUCUCCCUCCCCUUUGCCUCCCCGUCCUGGAGAAACCCCCUGCCUCCGAGUUAACCCCGACUCGACUCGGUUUCCCCACCGAGUUCCCUUACGAGUUCGACUCUCCAGCUUUCACCUCCCCCGGCGACUCCACCGACGAGAGCAGCGACGACGAAGAAGGCUUCCUCGCCGGGCUAACUCGCCGACUCGCUCCCUCGACUCACCGCCUCCCUCCUCCUCCCUCCAAGGUCGCAGCUACUUCGCCGCAGUCAACGCUGAGUGGACUCGGAAGCUACUCGAACUCGGGAAGCAGAAGCCCUGUUCUCCCACCACCUUCUCAUGCGACGUCGUUUCGUAGAGACAGUGUCUUGGAUGUGAUCUCUGCCGCGGCUGGAGAGGUAGCGAGACUCAAACUCGGAAGCUACGAGCCUCAUCAUCACGUUCCACGUCAAAACGCUGCGUUUCAGACCGACCGUUAUAUCCAGCAGCAGCGUCUCCUCCUUCACCACAUGUGGCUCUCUUCUCAGUCAAGAAUCAAGUCCUCGGAAAAUGCUUUAUUAACCAACGCUGCGUUGAUGCGUCAGCACGCCGGAACUCCGAUGAAACGUCCUUCUACCGGCACCGGAGUUUUCAUUCCUCGGAGAUACCCAACAACAACAACACCUUCAGAGCCCAUCAAGAAACCAUUACCAGUCAACACAAAAGUCAACUAUGAUGAGUUCAUCAACGUUAAGUCAAGACAAAGCCAGUUCGAUUACGAGUGCAUGGUAGCAAGAAGUAAACUACUAGCUCGUCAGGGAAACUACAGAGCAGUUGGUUGUCUGAAUCAAGAGAGACGUCUUCCUCAGGACUGGAUGUACUGAGACUUGUUUGUUUUUGUCUCGGAAGGAGCGUUAGUUAGAAGUGGUUUGGUUUUAGGUUAUAAACUUGAGAUUGUUAUGGUUACUGGUAAUAAUAAGGAUUUGGAAAUCCAAAUAAAAGUAGGGGAUAUUUACAAGUGUGUUACAUUAGCAUAAUAUUUUAUAUGUAUUUUUUAGUCACUUAGACCAAAAAGCUCUCUGUAAUUUUUAUUUUGUUGACCUUGGGAAGGGUUCAAGGGAGUUGAGUGGAGUGUUGUACUAUUAUUUUUUUCACUUUAGUCGACAUGUUAAGUUUCAAAAUGUGUUGGGUGGGGGGAUUUUUUGUUGUUAUUUGUUGUAUUAAUUUCAUAGUUUUAUCUCCUAUUUCUGGAGGAUCUAAUGGGGUUGUAAUAAAAAUAUCGGAAAUAUUUUGUUUCUUUAUUUCUUACC
Molecule: messenger RNA, 1332 nt
Organism: Eruca vesicaria subsp. sativa (arugula)
Lineage: Eukaryota; Viridiplantae; Streptophyta; Magnoliopsida; Brassicales; Brassicaceae
Source: the annotation of a GenBank genome assembly